Colletes gigas is the source of this 3902-nucleotide messenger RNA. It is a transcript of the gene Ire1, whose product is annotated as serine/threonine-protein kinase/endoribonuclease IRE1. The record is from RefSeq and is a predicted model, not a curated record. The transcript has 13 exons. Gene Ontology annotation, biological process: mRNA processing; IRE1-mediated unfolded protein response; protein phosphorylation. Bases 936 to 3902 code for a protein of 988 amino acids. Gene Ontology annotation, molecular function: RNA endonuclease activity; ATP binding; protein serine/threonine kinase activity. Lineage: Eukaryota; Metazoa; Arthropoda; Insecta; Hymenoptera; Colletidae. Gene Ontology annotation, cellular component: IRE1-TRAF2-ASK1 complex.
UAGUUAUAUAUCUUGCGCGAUAGAGGAAGCGAGAGCACAUAUAAUUCUGUAAAAUGUAUUUCUUAAAAUAAUGUUUCCAUAUGAAUAUUUGCAAACAAUAAAUUUGAGGGUGAAUCUUUGCGAAAACUAGAUACUCACAAGGAAAUUGCAGUGAUAUUGUUAUAAUUAUGAGUGAUAAUGUGGUCGUUUACUGAUGAGGACACACAGCGGUGCAAUAUUCAUUGUGCAUUGUUUUUGACUUUUUUAUGGAUGAGCAUCGUGCAGUAAUGUCGCGCGCGAACACACGUGAGCCACGUGUCUGUAACGUAUCGUUGUUCUUUAAAUGCAUGCGCGACGUCGUUCAGACAUCUACUGUGCAAACAAAACAUUGAAACUAUCUGACGUUUUUUAAAAUUGUUGGUCAUUCAAGAUGGAUUAUACCAUUGUUUAAUUACGUCGUACAUGUGAACGCUUGGAAGCAAACUGUAUAAAAAACGCGAAUGUCAUUUUCACCUAAAAUAUAUGCCAUGUGACUGUUUAUUUUCUGACGAUUGUCAUUUUCUGUUGCAAUAAUACACGCACAGAUGGCAACAACAUUCACAGAAAAAGGUUUGUGUUGUCUUAUGAAAUAAAUAUCGUCUAAAAAGUUUCUGUUAUUAUUCAGUAUGCCAUGAUAUCAUUUAAUUGCACGAAAAUGAACAGAUAAAGAAGUGAUUUGUGUAUAAUGCUUUCUACAUGUAAUACCCUUCGAUACAAUGGAAGGCGUUGAAAAUUUAUAUGGAUUGCAAAGGAGUUUAGACACAAGAUGAGGAAUCGAGCAAUUGAUUGGUGUAAAGAAGUACACAGGCUUAGGGAAUUCUUCUGUUAUAUAAUUACAAUUCAUUCUUUGAAAAAAAUAGACUUCUGAUUUUGUUUAAUUGAUGCGUGAAAUUGGGUGGCUAGCCAUUUUAUAAACCAUGCAACUCAUAUUGUUUGCAUCAGCUCUGUUGGUUACAGGAAUAUUCUUUAAUGUUAUUAAUCCGACUAAUCAAUCAGAACGAUCUGAGUAUUUGUCCUCUUUCGAACGAGAGAGACAAAAUACAGAAUUGAUACCUGAACAAGAUGACCCUCUCUUGAUGUUUUCCACGCUUGAUGGUUUUCUUGUUGGCAUCGAGCAACAUUCAGGAAAUAUACUUUGGCGGCAAAGCGAUGAGCCAAUUGUUAAGGUACCGGUUGACUUCUCACGAGCGUCCACGCCAGUGUUUUUGCCAGAUCCAAAAGAUGGUUCUUUGUAUGUGUAUGGAACAGAAACUGAAGCUCUAAAGAAACUACCAUUUACAAUUCCCCAGCUUGUUGCAAACAGUCCUUGUCGCAGCAGCGAUGGAAUACUGUACACUGGUAGAAAGAUCGACACUUGGUUCAGUGUUGAUCCUCAUACCGGUCAAAGGGAGCAACUUCUAGGAUUUAACAAAGUUAAAAAUACGUGUCCUCUAGAGUUACAGAACACUGUUUUUGUUGGUCGUACCGAAUAUAAUAUCAUUAUGGUAGAUAGCAAACAAAAGAACAGAAAAUGGAAUGUUACGUUUUAUGAUUAUUCAGCUGCAAAAAUGGAACCCGAAGGAAUAGAAAAUUAUGAUUUAGUUCAUUUUACAACGAGUUCAACUGGACGUAUCGUUACCGUGGAUAGAAGAUUGGGAAUCGUUCUGUGGGAGCUUGAUGUACAGAGUCCUGUAAUUGCAGUGUAUACUGUGAGAGAGGAAGGUCUGCUAACGGUUCCCUUUACUAGUGUUGCGGAUGAAACGUUGGAUCUCCUAUUGAAACGUUUUGCGAAUAAACCAAGCGACAUUCAAUUAUUUCCAACAUUAUAUAUCGGUCAACAUAGACACGGACUUUACGCAUUACCGUCUCUCGUUGAUUCGACAACGGCUACAAUAUCAAGUAAUAAUAUUGGACAACUGCUGCUCGAAGGUCCACUAGGGGUUUCACAGCUGAGUAAAAAUGACAAUAACGUUCCACUUUCCUAUGGUAACCGUGAAUAUGUCAAUGAUGAUACCGAUAGCACAGUUGCCCAGCCGAAAUAUCAAGCAGUUAUCACAUUAGGUCAUUACGAAGUACCGGCUGAAUAUAAACUGCAAGACCAACAACCCCUUCAGAUUACAGGUCGGUCUGAUCCUGUGAUCGAAACAUUACCACUUUUACGAUACUUGAAUUCGACGAAGGAGUCUUUAUUACUUGACUUGACACAAACUGACAGUGAAUCUAGUGACAGUGCAAAAAGUAGUAUGUCUUGGCGCGAAAUCGUACGGAAUAUUUACGUCACGAGCAAGAGCUGGCUUAAUCAGCAAGAGAAUAAAGGACUGAAAUUAGCACUGGUUGCAUUAUUAGGAUGUAUUUUAGCGAUGUUUUGGUAUUUGAAUGCGCAAUUCAAGGAAUUUCAACAGCUUUCGCAGCAGGGCUCGCGAGAAAGUAGUCGCAGCGAUGAUUAUUACGGAAUGCGAUCGAACGUGCUCGCAUCGCCACAAGAUAUGGGCGAAGGGGUGGUGAAAGUUGGAAAGAUAAGUUUCGAUACGGGGCUAGUCUUGGGUAAAGGUUGCGAGGGAACAUUCGUAUACAGAGGUGAAUUUGAUGGUCGUUUCGUAGCAGUAAAACGUUUGUUGCCGGAUUGUUUUACGUUCGCCGAUCGAGAAGUAGCGUUACUCAGAGAAUCAGACGCUCACGCAAAUGUUGUACGAUACUUUUGCACGGAGCAAGAUAGAAUGUUUAGAUAUAUCGCGUUGGAGCUAGCCGAAGCGACCUUGCAAGAUUAUGUUACGGGACGAUACGAUAGACAGAAAAUAUCUGCGAAAAGCAUUUUACGACAAGCCACAUCAGGGCUAGCUCAUCUACAUUGUCUCGAUAUUGUCCACAGAGACAUCAAACCACAUAACGUACUGUUAUCGACUCCGGGACCACGUGGAGAAGUUAGAGCUAUGAUAUCUGAUUUUGGGCUGUGCAAAAAACUUCAAUUAGGUCGUGUAUCCUUUUCGCGUAGAUCCGGGGUAACAGGGACUGACGGUUGGAUAGCGCCCGAAAUGUUAAACGGAAACAGAACGACAUGCGCCGUGGAUAUCUUUUCUCUGGGUUGCGUUUUCUACUAUGUCCUUUCUGAUGGGAAACACCCAUUUGGAGAUCCAUUGCGACGGCAGGCCAACAUUCUUUGCGGCGAGAGUGAUUUAACGGCCCUUCAAGAUGGACUUUCCCAAAGUACCAAAGAGCUUGCAUUAAUACUUAUAAAGGCGAUGAUUGCUAGUGAUCCAUCAGAAAGACCCCCGGUAAUGGCUGUUCAUGACCAUCCCAUAUUUUGGGAAUCUGCCCGAGUCCUUGGAUUUUUUCAGGAUGUGAGUGAUCGAGUAGAAAAAGAGCAAAUUGAUAGUCCAGCGUUAAUCGCGUUGGAAACUGACAACGACCGGGUUGUACGUGGAGACUGGAGAUUACUCAUCGAUGUAGAAGUUGCAACAGAUCUUCGAAAAUAUAGAAGUUACCGUGGAGAAAGUGUUAGAGACCUUUUAAGGGCAUUACGAAACAAGAAACAUCACUACAGGGAAUUGAGCCCGGAGGCGCAAGAGAACCUUGGAGACAUUCCCGAUAAGUUUACCGAUUACUGGCUCUCCAGAUUUCCCUGUUUGUUGUCGCACGUUUGGAGCGCGAUGCAAGCUUUUCGUCACGAACCAACUUUAAGAGACUAUUAUCACAUGGAUUAUAAGUUCGUAAAUAAUAUUUGUGACACUGAGUCUGCGAGAAUUAGAAGUACACGUGCGACAAAUUACGCGUUACAAUCGACUUCCUGGAGAGUACGAGAUAAUAUUGACUGGAGCCCAAAUAAAUCCAGAUACCGUGGUCAACGACGAAAACACGAGAAAAAGAAAAUCGAGGUACCACUCGCUUGGACUUUGUCGUCAAAUUAG